Lucilia cuprina (Australian sheep blowfly) is the source of this 2074-nucleotide messenger RNA. RefSeq names its product rhophilin-2 (gene Rhp). Gene Ontology annotation, molecular function: protein binding. The transcript has 9 exons. The record is from RefSeq and is a predicted model, not a curated record. Gene Ontology annotation, biological process: negative regulation of stress fiber assembly. The annotation marks the transcript as partial. NCBI's taxonomy places the organism in Eukaryota, Metazoa, Arthropoda, Insecta, Diptera, Calliphoridae.
UUUAAUUUUUUCUUUUUCCCUCUUUACAGUCAAGAUGGUGUUAUGCCCAUGAUACCAUUAGGUUUAAAAGAAACAAAAGAAAUUGAUUUUAUGGAACCGUUUUCCGAUUUUAUACUAGAACAUUAUAGUGAAGAACCAUCAAUGUAUACAGAUGCUAUAGCCGAUAUAACAGAUACAAGACAGGCCUCUAAAACACCCAGUCGCGAUAGUCAGGGUGUGGCUUUACUCUUUCGCUACUACAAUUUAUUGUAUUAUGUUGAAAGACGUUUCUUUCCACCAGAUCGAAAUUUAGGUGUCUAUUUUGAGUGGUAUGAUUCGUUAACCGGCGUCCCCUCUUGCCAACGCACAAUUGCCUUUGAAAAGGCCUGUACUCUUUUCAAUUUGGGUGCCAUUUAUACACAAAUCGGUGCCCGUCAUGAUCGUACUACAGAAAAAGGUCUCGAUGCCGCUGUCGAUAGUUUUCUACGUGCUGCCGGUAUAUUCCGUCACAUUUAUGAUACCUUUACAAAUGCCCCCUCGAUGGAUUUGAAACCACAGGUUUUGGAUGUUUUGGUAUCGUGUAUGUUGUCGCAGGCACGUGAGUGUCUGUUCGAAAAGUUACAGUUACAAAUCGAGUCAUUGGGUUUAACGGAAUCGAGUCAUCUUUUCAAAGAUUUAGCUGGCGAAGCAGCACAACUAACACAAGAGUACAAUGAAAUGCACAAAAAUAUACAAUUAAAUGAUACCCAUACAUAUUUGCCCGAAUGUUGGGCUGGUCUAGUGCCACUCAAAGCGGAAUAUUAUAAAGCUCUGGCUCAUCAUUAUGAAGCUCGUAGCAUAGAUGCCAACGAUGACAAAGCUUCCUUGAGUACCAAAAAAAGUCAAGCCACCUCAAAUGAAUCGUUUAUUGGAAAUGCGCGGGAGGCAAUGCGCUGUGCCGCCGAUGACAGCGAUGAAGAGUGCACAAGUUUGGCGGCUUUAAAACGGGCACAUUUAAAAGAAGCAAUGGCUAGUCAUGAAGAAACCCAACGUCUGCAGCGCAUGUGUCGUUAUUUAAAGAAUAAAAUGUCUCUAACACAAGUCGUUAAGGAAGCCCAGUAUAAGACACAAGAUGAAUUGGAAAAGUUAUAUGAAGAAAUGCCCGAAAAUGAAAUCGAUGAGGUGUUCGAUAUCAAUCAAGUAGAAGCCUGCUCUAAAUUCACUUUGACGUUAACUGGUCCCGAUUUUACUUCGUACAAAAUAGAAGAUCCCUUUAAACGUUUGGGUCCCAUUGCCAUUUUCUCUGCCCGGCGUCAUUGGACCGCACCACGUUGUGUACGCCUUCAAAAGGGUUCGUCGAUUUAUCAUGAUGGUACCCACUAUCAUUGUCAUUGUCCAUCGCCUUCCGAGGGUCAUGAGGUGGGCUGCAGUUUAUAUAAAGAGGAAUUGGAAAGUUUUGGUUUUCAUGUUCAAGGUGAUUCACCAGUUAUGAUUGCUCACGUUGAGAUUAAUUCUCUGGCUGAUAUGGGCGGAAUUAAGGAGGGUGAUUUUAUUGUCGAAAUUGCUGGUAUCGAUGUUAAAUGGUAUCUGCAUCAACAGGUGGUGCGUUUAAUACAAUCUUGUGGUUCAACACUGGAACUGAAAGUCAUUACGCCCAUGGAUAGGAAUUAUUUAAAACCUUUAUCAUCAAAGGGUUCGAUUUCCACAUUAUCUGCUGCUAGUUCUUCGGGUGUUUCAUCGGGUUCAUCCAGUCCUACUGGCACCACUACGAAACCCAAAAUACGCUGUAAGUCUACAUCAAAAACACGUGUUGGUAGUGUUUCAUCAUCAUCUUGGAAUCCAUUUCGACGUACACCCAGUUUAGCUAAGAUAUUUUAAGAAAACGUUUAACAGAAAACACAGAAUUCGAACAAAAAAAAAAACUUGAAAAACAAAAUCAGUGGCCAUUUAACAAAAAAUAAUAUUAUAAACAAAAACAAAAAAAAGCAAUUUAUGUUUAAUAAACUAUUUAAAAUCUUUUAUUUUUAGUUUAUUUUUAUAAUAUAACGAUUUAAGUUUAUCACACAAAUUUUAUACGACCUUAUUUUUAAAUGUAAAUAAUUUUUAAAUUAACCUG